AUGUCUGCUCCUUUUACUAGAUCCAAGGCUCGCCACGUCGAGAUCAUCGAUCGAGCGAUUGAGGAAGCUGAAUUUCUCCGGGAUUUACUUCUUCAAGAACUUGGGCAAGAAGAAGAGCAAGACAUGGAGGUCGAGGAGCCCGAAUUUCCACGUGGAAAGCUUGCGAAAGGAGCUCGCAAGCUUGUCAACAAGAUCGGUGGUGGCAAAAGAAAAAGAAGAAGAAGGCUGCUGCUCUUAUGGACGCUCUUUUUGAGCCUGCAUAUCUCGACGGCAAGGGACCCAUGGGCCGUGCUCAAUUGUACUGGUUCUUGCGAAAGUGCAUCGAUGACGGCAACUACUGCGUUAGUUUUCGAACACGAAAAGGCCGAACUAUGGUCAUGA
Oikopleura dioica is the source of this 381-nucleotide messenger RNA. Lineage: Eukaryota; Metazoa; Chordata; Appendicularia; Copelata; Oikopleuridae. The record is from the annotation of a GenBank genome assembly.